Pseudophryne corroboree (corroboree frog) is the source of this 6367-nucleotide messenger RNA. RefSeq names its product carboxypeptidase D (gene CPD). Gene Ontology annotation, molecular function: metallocarboxypeptidase activity; zinc ion binding. Bases 458 to 4498 code for a protein of 1346 amino acids. The record is from RefSeq and is a predicted model, not a curated record. The transcript has 21 exons. Gene Ontology annotation, biological process: protein processing; peptide metabolic process. NCBI's taxonomy places the organism in Eukaryota, Metazoa, Chordata, Amphibia, Anura, Myobatrachidae.
GAUAUCACACCGUUUUCAAGGCCGGAGCACGACUGAUCCGCUAAGAAGAGCCCGGGCCAACAGUUCACUCUGAAGGUGCAGGAAGCUGCUCUGGCUCCGCGGCACACUAAAAAUUAAAAAGCCUGCCAUAGAGACUACUGCAACCCCUCCUCCUCCCAUACGGAGUGGGCGUAUAUCUUCCAGCCUCAGCGUGGGCUCGUGUUGUCUAUGUAAGACGUCAGAGAAGGGGAAGAUCUCGAAUUCAGGUCCGUGCCACACGCACAUAGCUCGGAGAGGACGGAAGUGGGGCACACAGCGCCAUAACUCAAGGCAUGAAAUGCGACCUAUGCCGGAAGUGGGGCACGGGAACUGGAAGUCGGUGUUUCUAAGUUAGUGGGACGGUUGCUAUGUGCCGCAGACAGGAAGUGGGGAGGCGAGGGUGACAGAGUCAGUCAGCUACCGUCAGACUGGGGACAGAAUGGCGAGUCCCGGCCGCUGUCUCCCGCUGCUCGCGGCCGUUCUGCUGUCAUCUGUGUUGCUCCCGUCAGUGCUCGCCGCCCAUGUGAAGAAGGAGAUGGAGGAGAGCCCGGAGACGUACAGCCACUAUUACAGCCACAAGGAGCUCAGCGAGCGGCUCCACUCCCUCGCCCAGGCGCACCCGGAGCUAGCCCGGCUCUCCAGCAUCGGCAUGUCGGUGCAGGGGCGGGAGCUGUGGGUGAUGAGACUGACCGCCGACCCCGAUGCGGCUACCUCGGACCGGCCACAGUUCAAGUAUGUGGGCAACAUGCACGGAGACGAGGCGGUGUCCCGCCAGGUGCUCGUCUAUGUCACCCAGUACCUGCUGGAGAACUACGGCCGGGACCCGCGCGUCACCCGCCUGCUAAACACCACCGACAUCUACAUCCUGCCCAGUCUCAACCCGGACGGCUUCGAGGCGGCCAAGGAGGGGGACUGCCGGGGAGACAAAGGCGGCAGGGAGAACGCCAAGCACCUGGACCUGAACCGCAACUUCCCGGACCAGUUCUCCAGGCAGCAGCCGCCGCCAGAUCCCCAGCAGCUGCCCGAGGUAGUGGCUAUGAUGGAAUGGAUCAAGGACAACAGAUUUGUGCUCUCUGGGAACUUGCAUGGUGGUUCUGUGGUAGCAAGCUAUCCUUAUGAUGACUCCAGCAGUCACACGGAGACUGGCUUCUAUAGCCGAUCUUCAGAUGACAAAGUGUUCCGAUACUUGGCAAAGGCAUACGCUUCAAACCACCCAGUAAUGAAGACUGGCCGCCCAGGGUGUAAGGGUGAGGAGAGCGAAUAUUUCCCUGAUGGAAUAACCAAUGGGGCCCACUGGUAUGAUGUUCAAGGUGGGAUGCAGGAUUACAACUAUCUAUGGGGAAAUUGCUUGGAAGUGACGUUUGAGCUGUCUUGCUGCAAAUACCCCCCUGCUUCUGCAUUGGCUGAGGAGUGGGAGAAUAACAGAGAAUCUCUACUCAAAUUUAUGGAAAUGGUGCACAUAGGAGCCAAAGGGUUUGUAAGAGACUCUGUUACUAAGAAAGGUAUAGAGAAUACCACCAUCUCUGUGUCAGGGAUUGAUCAUAAGAUCACUACUGGCAAGAUGGGAAACUUCCAGAGAUUGCUAGCUCCUGGGACAUAUAACAUCACUGCGUCCGUUAUCGGGUAUCUGCCACUAACUAUUCCUAAUGUGGAUGUAAAAGAAGGGCUAGCUACUGUGCUAGAGUUCUUGCUCAAUCCUACAGUAUCAGUCCCAGCGCUUGAUAAUACCAUAGGCAGCACUACUUACCCAGUACCUGCAUCUGAACCUCCAGUUACCGUAAAAGCUGUAAACCUCCCACCUCUUCACAAACCAAUCCAGCCUCAGGACUUCCGCCAUCACCACUAUUCUGACAUGGAGAUAUUCCUCAGGAAGUACAACAGUGAAUAUGCCAGCAUCACACAUCUGUACUCGGUUGGCAAGUCCGUGGAAUUACGAGAGCUAUAUGUCAUGGCAAUAUCCGAUAACCCACAUGUUCAUGAGCCAGGUGAGCCAGAGUUCAAGUACAUUGGUAACAUGCAUGGUAAUGAAGUGGUAGGACGAGAGCUGCUGUUAAACCUCAUCGAAUAUCUGUGCAAGAACUAUGGGACUGACCCUGAGGUGACACAACUGCUUCGUACCACCAGAAUCCACAUCAUGCCAUCUAUGAACCCUGAUGGAUAUGAGAAAGCACAAGAAGGGGACCGUGACGGAGUAGUCGGCAGGAACAACAGCAACAAUUAUGAUCUUAAUCGUAAUUUCCCCGACCAGUUCUUCCAGAUUGUAGACCCUCCACAACUUGAGACAUUGGCAGUAAUGAGUUGGAUGAAAAGUUACCCCUUUGUUCUCUCUGCUAAUCUCCAUGGUGGCUCCCUUGUGGUUAAUUAUCCGUACGAUGAUGAUGAAGAAGGUAUGUCUGCGUACAGUAAAUCCCCAGAUGAUGCUGUGUUCCAGCAAUUGGCGCUCUCCUAUUCCAAGGAAAACAAUGAGAUGUUCCUGGGUAGUCCAUGUAAGGAGAUCUAUCCCAAUGAUAACUUCCCUCAAGGAAUUACCAAUGGAGCAAACUGGUAUAAUGUUCCAGGUGGCAUGCAGGACUGGAACUAUCUAAACACAAACUGUUUUGAAGUGACCAUUGAGUUGGGCUGUGUAAAAUAUCCUAUUGCCUCGGAACUUCCUGCGUACUGGGAAAGUAACCAUCGGUCUUUGCUGCAGUUCAUACAACAGGUGCACAAGGGAAUCAAAGGAUUUGUGCUUGAUGCCACAGAUGGAAGAAGCAUUUUCAAUGCUACCAUUAGCGUGGCAGACAUUAAUCAUCCUGUGACCACUGAUAAAGCUGGAGAUUAUUGGAGAUUGCUAGUGCCUGGAACAUAUAAAGUCACAGCCUCUGCAAGAGGGUAUGUUCCUGUAUUGAAAACAGUCAACGUCACGGAUGGAGAAGCAGUGGUUACAAAUUUCACUCUUGUCCGUUCCGGUGCAGAUGUCCACAAAGAAGAUAAAGGAAAAUUAUCAGUGGUAGAGCCAGAAACACCAGAUCCUAAUACAAAAGCAUUUGAGACCCUAAUCAAGGACCUUUCAGCUGAGAAUGGCCUAGAGCAUCUCCUGCUGUCCACCUCUUCCAGUGAUAUAGAUCUUUAUCGGUAUAGACCAUAUCACGACCUUUCAGAGUCCCUACGUGGACUAAAUCUGAACUACCCAAACAUUACUAAACUAACCAGGUUGGGUCAGAGUGUUGAAUAUCGCUACAUUUGGUCUCUGGAAAUCUCCAACAAACCAAAUAUUUCUGAACCAGAUGAGCCGAAAAUCAGAUUUGUUGCCGGAGUUCAUGGAAACGCACCAGUCGGCACAGAACUGCUCUUGACAUUUGCAGAAUUCCUCUGCUUGAACUAUAAGAAGAACAAUGCAAUUACAAAGCUGAUUGACAGAACAAGAAUCGUUAUUGUGCCUUUGGUGAAUCCAGAUGGUCGAGAAAAAGCAACGGAGAAAGAUUGUACCUCAACGAUAGGACAAACCAAUGCCAAUGGCAAGGAUCUGGAUACAGACUUCAUAAGUAACACUUCUGGACCUGUUGGAGAUAGGGAAAAAGAGACUAAUGUUAUUAUUAAUGGUUUAAUCUUAAAACAAGAUUUCACACUUUCAUUAGUUUUAGAUGGUGGUUCUCUGCUUGUUACGUAUCCAUAUGAUAACCCAGUGCACACAGUGGAAAACAAAGACACUCUGAAACACUUGGCCUCUGUCUAUGCAGAUAACCAUCCUACAAUUCACCUGGGACAUCCAGGAUGCCCUAACAAGUCAGAUGAGAAUAUCUCAGGAGGAGUGAUCUGUGGUGCUGAGUGGAGAGGACAUCAAGGCAGCAUGAAGGAUUUCAGUGUAAUCUAUGGUCACUGCCCAGAGAUAACAGUCUACACUAGCUGCUGUUUCUUCCCCAGUGCUGGGCAGCUGAAGUCCCUCUGGACUGACAACAAAAAACCACUUCUUGCCAUGCUGGUAGAGGUACAUAAGGGCGUACAUGGCAUUGUAAAGGAUGAGAAAGGAAAACCUGUUCCUAAAGCAACAAUUAUAUUUAGCGAGGGAGUAAAAGUCUACACCAAGGAGGGAGGAUACUUCCAUGUUCUACUAGCACCAGGAUUCCAUAACAUUGAUGCCAUUGCAGAGGGAUACCAGCAGCAACAUACCCAGGUUCAUGUUCGGCAUGAUGAAGCCAGCCUUGUAGAAAUAAUCUUUAUAAUGGAUAACCGUAUCUUUGGCCUGCCCAGGCAGUUGGUUGUAACCAUUGCAGGAGCCACUAUGACAGCCUUGCUACUUACAGCCUGCAUCAUCUGGUGCGUAUGCUCGAUCAAGUCCAACAGACACAAAGAUGGAUUUCAUCGGCUGCGCCAGCACAAUGAUGACUACGAGGACGAAAUCCGUCUGAUGUCUGCUGGUUCUAAGAAAUCCCUUCUAAGUAAUGAGUUCCAGGAUGAAACGGACACAGAGGAAGAGACACUGUACACCAGCAAGCAUUGAGAACCAGUUGAACCAACUAAGAGAUCCAGAUAUUCCAUUCUUGGGAACAAUUUCUGGUUUGGCAACAUCCUACGAUCCAUAGCUGCAGUUUUGCCAUUGAUUUUCUCUUGAACUACUUUUGUGUUAAGUGCUCUUUCAUUUUUUUUAUUUUUAAUAGGUUUUUUUUUGUGUGUGUGCGUGCGCUCCUGGAUCCCAUUGUCUGCUAACAAAAUAGCGUGGAAAUGUAAGGAUUUGAACAACAUUGGAUUGCUGAUAAAGCCUUACCAGAUGCACAUUUUCAUCACACAGCGGCCGUGGUGGGAUGGUUAGGAUUUAUUGCAAUACCUGGCAAGGUGUCUCACUGAGCCUGUACUUAUUUGUAUGUUAUGUCUUCACAUCAGAACAAUAUGACUUUAUGGGUGAAGGCAGUCAUUUUUAUCGUAUAUUCGGUAACUGAUUGGAAUUAUAUCAUGGCCAGUUUUUAUUUGUGCUACUGGAAAAAAAAAUGUUAGUGGCCUGAGAACAUGUAAGAUCAUUAUAGUAGUUGUACGUUUAGGGUUUUGCCUUGUAGGGAACUUAGUGUCCUAAUGCCUCUUGGUUCUCUAUCAAACAUACGUUAACAGUAGGUACAACAGUGUGCCCUUUAUCCUUAUAGCAAGUGUUAUAUUUUCUUAUCUAUCUUCCAUUUCUAGUAAUAUGGCAAAAGGAUAAUUUUCCAGAUUUAUAUUAAGCUUGCUACGGUAUUUCUUUAUUCCUCCUUACACAGCAAUGAAUAUGUUGGAAGGAACCCUCUCUCUCUCUCUCUCUCUCUCUCUCUCUCUCUCUCUCUCUCUCUCUCAUCUAAAUGAUGCACUACUAUUCAUUUCAUUACAAUGCGGGGGGAAAAAACAGACAAAACAUCCUGCUUGUAUUUACAAGGGUGUCACAUGGUAUGCCCCAUUCUUGUACAGUAGUGGCCUGCAAUGUUUAGGCUCACAUUGCAGUUAAUUACUAUUUAAAUUAUGUUUCCUUAUGUAGUGUUUAUGACAAGGGGUAAAAGGUAAACUGGUAUUUACUACUUUUACAGAUAGCUGCCAAAUCUACUGCCUUAUAAUGUUCUGCCUGUUCAGAACCCGCUGCGUUUCACCACUCCUAAAGCCACGCAGUAAUCUAUCCUUGCACUUUGUUAAUUGAUUAUACCUGAGAUUUAGUAUUGAAUAUUGAUUUUUUUGUACAUGGCCAAGAGAGCAUUACAGGUAAUGGUGGCGUCCCUCAUUAGGGCAUUAUUUAUUGUUGUGAACCGUGAAUUUGCAUUUUUUAACUCCUCUGUUAGUUGAAGCUAUGGUACAAACACAUCACCCCUAUUGUAGAAUGUUAAGUGUACUGUGCUGGCCUAUGCUUUGCUCUAUAUGGUUUAUAACCACAUUAUGUACGAACACUAACUUACAACCAUGAAUAUCCAGACAAACCCCAAGGCCAUGCAGUAUUAGUGUUUCUCAAUAAGGCACUCUGGACCUUUUAUUUACAUUUCCCCUUGCUGUAUACAUAUGUAAUAACUCCUGAAGUGCCUUGUUGCAGUAGCAGCAUUAGAUAGAUAAUGGUAUUGAACGUGACAAUGCUGCAACACCUUCCCCUGGGGGUUAAUUCCUUAAUUUUGUUGAGGAAAACUGUUUGAUAUGCUUUAAGCACCACCAUUAAAAUGUGUUGUAGUUUGGAGUAAGUCAUGGCUACUGUCAUUAGACAAGUACAAAUAUUAUGGUUUAUAUUGCACAUGUGCCUGGAAACGGCAGGACAUUCUCCAUGGCUUCUACCUUUUCAGUCGGUGAGGUUCUUUUUCUUUCUCUUUUUGUUUUGUUUUUUUAAAGAAAUAUGUUCUCAUUGUUUUAUGGUAAUAAAUACAGGAUACAUAUU